Molecule: messenger RNA, 1789 nt
Organism: Strigops habroptila (Kakapo)
Lineage: Eukaryota; Metazoa; Chordata; Aves; Psittaciformes; Psittacidae
Gene: PYGO2
Product: pygopus family PHD finger 2
Biological process (GO): spermatid nucleus differentiation; kidney development
Source: RefSeq, a predicted model, not a curated record
CCGGUUGCGGGUGGUGGUGGCGGCGGCGGCGGGGCCAUGGCGCGGCGGCGGCGGUGGUGAGGGCCAUGGCGGCCCCGCACGCGGAGAAGCUGGAGGGAGGCGUCCCGGCCCCGCCGCCCCCCCCGGGGCCCCCGCACCCCGCGGGCAGCGCCGCCGCCGGCGGGCCCGGCCGCAAGCAGGGGAAGGCAGGGCUGCAGAUGAAGAGCCCCGAGAAGAAGCGGCGCAAGUCCAACACGCAGGGCCCCGCCUAUUCGCACCUCUCGGAGUUCGCGCCGCCGCCCACCCCCAUGGUGGACCAUCUGGUGGCCUCCAACCCCUUCGAGGACGACUUCGCGGCGCCCAAAGCGGGCGCAGCCGCCGCCGCCGCUGCCGCCGCCUCCUUCCUCGGCAGCCCCGUCCCUUUCGGCGGCUUCCGCGUCCAGGGCGGGAUGUCCCCGCAGGUGCCCUCCGGUUACGGCGGCGGCCCUCAGCCCCUGCGGCGCCAGCCCCCGCCCUUCGCCCCCGGGCAGAUGGGCCCGGCCUUCAGCAUGGCCCCGCAGGGCCCCGGCUACGGGCAGCCCGGCGCCGUGGGCUUUCCCGGGCAGCCCUUCGGGCAGCCGCUGGGACCGAGCUUCAGCCCCCCCGGGGCGCCGCUGCUGCAGGGGCCGGUCGGCAGCUUCGGGCCCAUGAUCUCCCCGACGCUGGGGCAGCCCCCGCGGGGGGACGUGGGCCCCGGGCCGGCCCUGAACCCGCCCCCCGGGGGCCCGGCGGUGGGGCAGCGCUUCGGGCAGCCCGGCAGCCUCUUCGGACAGUCGCCCCUGCAGCGGCCCGGGCAGGGCGGGCCCCCGCUGCCCCCCACCGCCAGCCCCUUCCCCGGGGCUGACCCCGGCUUCCCGGCCGGUGGCGAGGAGGGGGGCAAGAGCCUGAACCCUCCACCCGGUGCCUUCGCCCCAGAGCAGCACUCGGGCUCUCCCGCCGCUGUCAAUGGGGCACAGCCCGGCUUUACCCCCGGCAGCGCCGGCCGUGGCGCCGGCACCCCCGAGACCAACAGCCUCCCGCCGCCCCCCCCGGGGAAGGCAGCGGGGGGCUCAGGCCAUCAGCCGCCGCCGGGGCUGGUGUACCCAUGCGGGGCUUGCCGCAACGAGGUGAACGACGACCAGGACGCCAUCCUCUGCGAGGCAUCGUGCCAGAAGUGGUUCCACCGGGAGUGCACCGGGAUGACGGAGAACGCCUACGGGCUGCUCACCACCGAGGCCUCCGCCGUCUGGGCCUGCGACUUCUGCCUCAAGACCAAGGAGAUCCAGUCCGUGUACGUCCGGGAGGGCCUGGGACAGCUGGUGGCCGCCAAUGACGGCUGAGCUGCCCCCCCCAACCCUCCCCGCCACCGGGCACGGACUGACCCCCGGUUCUGGCACCGUCACCAACUGGAGAGACAGGGCUGGGCACCAGCUUGGUACCGGCUGUGCCAUCACGAGCCCUUUGAUGGGCAAGGGAGGGGGGGCUCCCGCCCGGGUGCACUGGCCCCCGGGGGCUGAGGCUCCUGGUGCCCCCCCUGGCUCUGCCCCGUGGGUCAGUGCCCUUGUGGGGAGGGGGGGGGGCGAGCUGCACCCCACCGCCAUACACGACCCCCCCGGGGUUGCACAGCGCUGCCGGCGCCCGCAUCGCGUACUCGGGGCAGUCCCGGUGCUCUCUUCCUCUCCCCGGUGCUCGGGAUGGUCCCGGUGCCCCCCCGUCCCCCUGCCCCGUUAUCCCGUUUUAGCCGAUCGUUAAUGGAAACUUUUGUACUGUCGCUAUAAAACUCUCAAUCGCG